GCCAAAUUAUGCCGAGCAGCAGUUGAGUUAGGAUCUGGGAUAUCUGCGCACGCGUCGUACAUUUUAAUUGGUUCACGCAGCGGCAUUGUCAUAUGACGAAGCUGCGUGGCAUCAUGGGAAGCAGGUCGCAAUUUUGCAACAUGGCGGUGAAUUGAGCCAAAGUCGCGGUCCUGUGCCAUCAGAAAAUGUAUUUUUCAUAGUCGAGCAACUUCUUUUAUUGUACUCUUGAUGUAUGCGACAGUGUAGUACGGGUUCGGGUCGUGUUAGACGAUACACUGUGCAUGUAAAUAUGAGUGUAACGAAGCACAACGUUAUUUCGAAGGUGACACCCCGCAACUCGGUGUGGUGUUCGACCACGUAUGGCAGAGACUAGAAUCCGAGAUAAGGAAGCUCUGCUUCGCCUAAGUAAUACGUAUCGCCAAUCAAAAUUACCACCACAAAGUAGCGAUGUGGUGGUUACCCAAUCCGAACUGUGAAAAUAUAUCUGCAAAAUUCAAAAAUUUUGUCGGUUAUUGUAACUUGUGAUCGUACAUGUGUGCCAAACAGAGAUAUAUAAGAGGGCAUUGAAGAGACCCAAUGGUUUCCUGACAUGAUGGAAGGUAAUCUAUAUGUGAAAAAUGAGCCGGGACUUGACGGGCAAUCACUUGCAAACCCACAACCGAACCCAUCCUCAGAGGAUACAGGAGGUGCCAGGGUUUGUUUCGUUUGCGGUACGAUAGGCCAUGGGGAACAAUAUUGGCUGAGAGUGAAACCAAGUCCGGGUGGUGCACCAAACGAACCUUACUUUCCAUUUCUUGAGUCCCAUGAACCACCUAAUGGGUAUCGUGGUGAGGGAGCUAGAAGCGGAGCAGUUAGGGCAUGCAGUCUUUGCUACGCCUUGCUGUUACAGCAAUGGGAGAGUUACGAACAGGAUGCUAGACCUCAUAGUCAACGAAUUUAUUGGUUAAAAAGAUGCGACGGUGGUCCAUUUACGGGGGCUGAGAUGGCUCUUCAAGGGGAAUACGCGGCUCAAGUCCUGGGCUUAACCAAUGACCAAACUCCGCAGCUCAGACCCGAAAACCGACCGAUUGGAAUCUCUCCGCGACUUCCGCUGAAUUCACCAUCGCCUAGAGUGGAACAGACAAGGCCAUCAUCGAAUUCCAUUGAACUGCCAAGACCACAUUCUAAUACAGCAGAAACGCACAGACACUUGGAACAAGCGAGGCUUGCAAUGGAAUCUCCCCAUCAAAGACUGCAAUCGCCGCAUCAAAGGUUACAAAGUCCUCGACAGCUUGUAGAAGAUUCGAGAAUAUCGAACGAAGCGGCAUUGGAUUUAAGACAUGCACCUAGGAGUUCACCUGCACCACAACCAGCUUUACCACCACAACCUCAACCCAUUUACAGCGGAGGAUCGACGUCGAGCGCCGGCACUGAUAUCUUGGAUCUCUCAAUGCCAGAUAAAAAUUCGGUUACGGAAGUCUGCUACGUAUGUGGGGAUGAGUUCACGCGAGGAUCACUUAGUCACAUUGCAGCAAAACCACUGCCAACCCCGCCACAUCCUUCCGCCAGUCCCUCGCCAUUUUUUCCUUCGCUAAUGCUUCAUCCAAGACCAAGUAGGAGCCGACCAAUGGAUAGCGCUGGGCGUGUACAAGCCUGUUCAGCGUGUCAAAAUCAUCUUCUGUUACAAUGGAAGGAAUAUACUGACCAAGGAGUUCCACACGGUGAUCGGAAUUAUACGCUUCGUAAACGCCAAGCAGCUAUAAUAGAGGCAACUACUUUUACCUGUUACACUUGCGCGCUUGACUACCCUUCGAAAAAUAUUAGACUUAUUUACUGCUGUCGUAAUCCCGAGAAGGAAACGUACUAUCCUUUUAUUUAUUCUCUGAGACCUCCGCAAGGAGCUAGUCCUAUUAGCCCUCAGGGAAUGGUGCAAAUUUGCUCCGUUUGUUAUAAAAAUUUGCCAGAAAGACAGCAAUUAUUCGGCGAAGAAAAUCGCGAGGGUCAAGCGUGUAUGCAGAUGGUGGAUUUUCGACAACGGGGUCCAUCUCCGAGACCGGUAGUGUCAAAGUCCCCAGCCAAUUCUGCUGGCAGUGAUAUUCGUUUCAAACCGUACGAUUUGAACAAAUCGAGCGUUGCUACGAACAAACAACGUAGCGCAACGAUAAAAGGAUCCACCCCUGGGCAACGAAACUCUCCGAACAACGGGCCCGCCGAAAAUGGGACUGUUGCUCUCGGCCAAAACUAUAGGUGCUAUAUUUGCGAGAGAUUGUAUCCUCGUUCUCACAUGAAAUGGUUGUCUACGAGUCCGGAAGGAAUGAAUUCGCACGCUAUGCAUUUUCCAUGUUUAAGGGGAAUGGCACGUACAUCGGAAAAUGCCUGUAUGGAUAGUCACGGUAGGGUGUUAGCUUGUACUCACUGCGUGAAUCAUCUUGCCCAACAAUGGGAAAGUAUGGAUGCUGAACGAGUUCCUUUAGAACGUCGCAGGUAUGAUAUUCCUAGUCCACAUCCAAACGGCGACGUGAAUCGAUCAAUCGCCACCCCACCGAGUUCUAGUUCAGAUCGAACGUUCGGCAGUAACCCAGGCACAUCGAGCAGUUCUAUAUAUUGUUUCUUAUGUGGCUUGCAUAGUGAUUUAACCCUCGCAAGAGUGUUGUACGGUCGGCCUCAGGGUCGUAACGCACCAUUUUUCCCUGAAUUACUACGUCAUCAGUCUCCGCCGAACGCCGAGCAACUUAGGGAAGACGGUUCUGCGCUAGUAUGCACAUUCUGUUAUCAUUCUCUUUUGGCGCAGUGGCGUCGUUACGAAUCUCUUCCCAGUGGUCAACAAGCGAAUGCCGCGGAAAGGCAAUACAACACGCAUGAUUACUGUUGUUACGUUUGUGGUAUUACGACGUAUAGGAAACGCGUGAGAGCGUUACUCGUGAAGGACUUCCCGUUCCUGAGAUAUCACAGACAACCUGAAAAGAGCCUGUUAUUGGAAAACGGAGAUUUCGCGGUGGUCUGUUUAGACUGUUACGAAACAUUGCGCACACAGAGCCUCGAAUACGAACGAUGGGGCUUACCCGUUGAAAAACGCGAAUACAAUUGGAUAGUGCAACCUCCGCCGCCGGAAGAUAGCCCUGACGCAGCUGUCGCGAGAUUGCCAUCCGGUGAAAGAUCGGAGAAGGUGGUGCCACCGACGUUAACGGUUAAACCGGCACGGAAAAACUGUUCACCGAAGGCACCGGAUAAGAAGGUUCCGGUGAAAGUUCCAGAAAAAGACCAAGGUCUUCAGCCUGCCAGCACCAAAGCGCCACCCACCACGAUCAGCAAAUCUCACAGACCCAGUUCCGGCGUUCUACCACAGGGUCAUACCCCUGGACCGGGUCCAGGUGGACAACAGAACAGCAGAAGCUUCGCCGCCGCUCUACGAAACCUAGCUAAACAGGCAGGCCCUGCUCCUCAGGAGGAAGAACCUCGUGCGAGUCCUAAGAAUCGGGCGCCACCUCCUCUGGUUAGAGGUCCUUCGCCUGCUAAGGAACGAUCUACGCACGAGAGAAGACCAGAGGAGAUACAGUCGUUGUACACGAAUGCGAGACCCGCGGAUACCAGUAAACACAGCGUAACUGCCGCCGCUUCCGAAUUGUUGGCUCGUUCGGGUUUUCAACCGUACCGGCCUGAACACCAUCCGGCCCACGCUCCACCGGCUUUUGCCCUGGACCCUGCGGCCUACAAUCCUUAUCAUCACGGUCUCUAUCCACCACCACACCUCCAACACGCUUAUAGAUUAGAGGAACAGUUGUACUUGGAACGGUGUGGAAUGCUGAGACCACCGAUAUUUCCUGGCUUACCUUCGUAUCCUCUGUACGGAUUGAGAUACAGUCCGGACAUGCUACCUCCCGCGUCUCUUGGACUGAUGUCUCCCGUAAUGCACGAGCGGCUGAAACUGGAGGAGGAGCACCGGCUGAGGCAAGCGCGAGAGCAAGCCGCAUUACGGGAGGAGGAGGAGAGGAGAAGAGCGGCACGAAAUUCCGCUCCUGCAGCCCCGGUACCCGCGCCUGCACCUGCAUCCGCCGAUACUGCAGCUAGGAAGCCGACCAUAGCGGCUCAGAUGCAUAGCGAGCGGGAGCGAGAACGCGAGAACAGAGAUCGGCCAAGCGGCAGCAGUAGCGGAGGCGGCGGCGGCGGCGGCGGAGGCGGCGGAGGCGGAGGCGUCAGCGGAGGCGGUGGAAAUACCAACAACAACGCUAACAACUGCAACAACGGUAACAGUAACGUUGGAUCUGUCGGUAACAGUCAUCAUCCAUCGAGAAAAGAAGAGCAGUCUUCCGCUCCUCCUCCUCCGCCAACAGUAGCACCGCCACCACCACCACCACCACCGCCACCACCACAACCACCACCACCACCGUCAUCGGAUCCAACAGCAACAGCGAACAUCUACCACUCUCGUUUGUCAGCGUUUCCGAAUCCGGCAGCUCCCAUUGGACCUCCACCGUCCUUGGGUUCGGCUACUAUCUGUUCCGUUAGUUCCGCGGCCAUGCCGCCCCCUAUGGCUUCUACCCUGCCCCCUUUGAACCUCGGACCUCCGCCAGCAAUAAGCUCCGCGCCUAUCGGCGGCCCUCCACCUAUUCCUUCUAUACCACCCUCUAUGUCGUCCUUGACGCCAGCGGUGAUAGGACCGCCACCGCCACCACCUCCAUCCCUCACUAUGCCAUUGGCGCCUAUCAUCUCUAUACCUUCUCUCCAUUUGCCCUCCGUAUCCUCGACUACUAUUCAUUCUAGUCAGCAUACAGCUACGAUAAUGAGCAGCGCGACAACUACGGUUACAACUUCUAUAUACCAUCAGCAACAACAGCAGCAGCAGCAGCAACAACAACAACAACAACAACAACAGGUGCAACAGUCGUCACAAGCGUCGCUAGCAGGAUCGUCGAUAACGUCGCAACAAUCGCAGCAUCAACAACGUUGUAACAGCGCGGCCGGUACAACGACCAGCAGUACCAGUUUGUCAAGCAGCGGCACUAUGACAACACACGGGACACACACUCUAACGACAGCUAACGCGGUCCCCUCGAUUAUGAAUAGCGUCAAUCAUAUGACCACUUUGACUCACAAAUCGCCACCGUUGUCUCAUGCUAUUCAUAGCUCGAGAAGCAAAGAAUCCGGUACGGUCGCGAUAAGUACAACGACGAACGCUUCGAACACGAGCACCAGCAGCACGGCGAUCGCCACUACCACCGCCGUCACUACAACGAACGCGUUGGCGACAAUCUCGCAACAACCGCCUUUCGUCAGACCGUUCGAAGAUUCCUUUCGCUCAUCGUCGAAACCUCAACAGAGGCCCAUCGUGAACAGUCAUAAUCAUAGUAUAACCAAUCAAAUUUCUUAUCAGGAGUCACCGGUAAAAUCGAUAGCCACUUCGACCACAACGCCCCAAACGAUCGCCGGACAGAUCGCCGAGAAUUCCGUUGCGGAUAACACGAAGAGCACGAAUCUUCAGCAAUCGCUGUCACAUCCGAUUCCUUACCCGCCUCAACAAUUUCAUCAUCCGCAUAUACCUGUUUCGCACGUAGCUAAUUUGUACAAACCGCCGCCGCAUUUUUCUUCUUCGCCUGCUCAUCAACAUCACUCGCAACCGAAAGCGAACGUACCAGUGACACCAGCCGCUAGCAACGGUGGCAACGCGAAUAACGGCAGCGGCACGGCAGUAGCUGUGGCCAAUUCUAACAGUACGAAACAAAGCGCGUAUCACGCCAACGAGAACAAUCAAACAGUGGCGGUGACAGCGGCAGCGGUUCAACGAAACGAAGCCCCUUGUUCGUUGUCGUCGUCACCGCCGUCAUCGUCCCCAUUGUCGUCGUCGCCGCCUUCCACCUCGUCGAACGUUCUGAAUUGCAGUUCCGUCGACAAAACGGCAACAAACACGACUUACAAUAGUAACAACGUUGGCCCUGGUAGUGGAAACAAGAUCGCGAAUCACGCGAAUUCGCAUCACAAAAGCAGCACGGAUACAUUGACGAAGGAGAGCAAAGUUAAUUCGUGCAACGAGAAGAUGGAAAAUCACGCGAAACAACAAGCAACAGCGAAUCAGCAGAAUCAUUUAGGGAAGAAUUCGCUUCAAGACAAACCGUUGACGCCCCAUUUCGCUUACGAACAACAAGGAAAGGGUCCGCCACCACCGACACAACCACCACCACCACCACCACCACCACCACCACCAUCACAACCACCGCCUCCACCGCCACCACCACCACCGCCACCACCACCACCGCCGCCACCACCACCGCCACUACCACAACCUACAUUUCAACCUAUAAAUUUUAAUCUCCUUGAGAAAGAGAUUAAACCUGAAGUAGAGUCUAAGAUACAGAGCGAUCAGAAUAGCGUUUUGUCCACAUUAUCGUUUCAAUCGAAUUUUAAGUUCAGCAUAAACGACAUCGCACAGAAGCCUAUAGAUACGACUCAGUUGAUGCAGAGCAUCAAGUCUGAGGAAGUUUUGCGUACCUGUCAGAACGUAUCCAAUGUUCUCCUGCAGAUACCAAAAUACCAAGAGAAACUGUUGAAUUUCUCGACCGAGCUAAAAACCGCAUUUUGUUUCACCGACAAGUGCAAUAAUUUGACUGAGAUUUCCGUGAAGUGCGAACCAGCGGUGUUAAAUGUGCCUGACCUGAGCAAGGCUCUAGUCAAACAAGAUGUUACGAGCGAAAAGUCUUUUCUUGUACCUGAGAAACCGAAAGAGUUGACGUCCUCGCUAGAUCUAGCCGAGAAGAGAAGGAAAAGAAAACGGGAGAGGAACACAAGCCUUGCGUGUAGUUCCGAUUCGGAAGGUGAGGAAGAAACAAAGGACAUGGAUCUCUGGAUUAUCAAAGGUCCGCCAGCCAAGUUACAGUAUUCGGAGAAGAAGCUCGCGUUUCUCGCCAUGUUUGGUCUAACCACUUUAAGUAUGAGGAAUGAGAUAGAGCUUUGUAAAGUGGAGAAGCGGUACAGGUUAAAUCCAGAUCCACCGGAGGUACCUCUGGAGACGGAGCAAACUGUCGAGUCCGUAUUACCAAUACCGCGAGAACAUCCGGACGUAUUGCUCCAUACGCCAGAUUUUGAGCCGAAAGUUGGUUUUCUCAGGACCAUAGGCCUCGAUAUAAUGCCUCCGGGCAGGAGAGAUGAGGCAGAAGUAACGUGGCAGUACGUUCUACAAGAUCGUAAAAAACGGAGAAGUUCAAAUUCCGUGACUGCUUACUGCGAGAGAAUUGCCAAGGCGUAUUCGAAGAAUCCACCAACAUUGCCGAAACCGCCUCAAAAGAUGAGACUACUGGACAGAGUAAAAGUGAAGCAAGUACCAGAACGACCACCGCCUCUACCACCUUUGGUUCCGAACAUCGUCUCCAUGGGUUAUCCUGCUCUGCCCAUGCCCGGUGAGAAUGGGGUGAAGCAACAUUGCAAGAUCGUGGACAUUAAGAUCGUGGAUGACAAUGUAGACGACCACGUCGGUGGGAAGAACGAAAGGCCCAAGUGGACCGGCAUCGAGGACAUCAUGCUUGCUUACAGCGAAUAUUCCAAAGAGAAAGCAAUGGAAAAGAAAAUUCUGACGAGCGAAACAUCAAAAUUGGUGGCACAGUCGAACAACUUGCGUUCCGAAACUAUUCACCUGGAGCGAAGGAUAUACGAACUGUUAUCCGCGAGAACGGCUCUUGAUUCGGAGAGACGAAUGCUCAGUGAAAAAAUUGAAAGGAUUAACGCACUUGUUAGGAACCUUAGGUAGCGAUGCGUAACGCACAACACGGAAACUCAUUCAUCUGUGAUAUUAUCGAAGGGUUAAGGGUCGUUAGCAUACAGUACCAAAUAUAAAAUCUUACGACACACAGGGCAAGUAAUAAAAGUUUCGGUGAUAUGUUUUAUUGACCAAAUGUACAGCAGCCUUUCGUAUUGUUUUGCUACUAAGUGUACACCACGUGACGAUGCUAUAUAUACAGAAUACAAAAGUUCAAUAGCAGCAAAAUUUAAGCGAUGAUCGCCACGGACAUACCUUUAUAUUUCGUAAAUGACGAUCGUCAUCUCAACGAACGAACGAACGAGAACACACACACACACACACACACAUGCACGCACGCACGCACGCACACGCGCAGUAUGAAAACAAGUGUAAGAACCACUGUAAAACAAAAUUAUACCGAUAUAUAAAUGCACUUCUUAGUUUAACACUAAAGUGAUUAAUAAAGAUUUUAUAGUUUCAACUAACGGCUCUUAAACCCUAAACUAUAAAUAAUUGUAAUUUGUAUCAUAAUAUUUUAAUGAAAAAUAGACAAAUCGUAUAACUUAUUUUAUUCUGCGUAAUGUGGACUCUAUGUCAGAUAAUAACUUGAAACAAUAUGAUAUGUCACAAUUUGUAUAUGACUCGAUCGUUAAUAUUAUCUCGUGUAAAAGAAAAGCGGACAUCUAAUCGCAACGUUCAUCGAAUCGGUUCGAUGACAAUCGAAAAGUUACUCUCAAAUGUAUAGACUGUGACUUUCUUUUUCAUUUUGCGUCGUAAAUGGGGAUAGUGUAUAUGAGCUCUAUGUUAAUGGAAAUUUUCAAACUAUGAACGACAGACUGCGAUUACAGUAAAUCCGGAUGCAAAAAAAAAAGGUCGAAACCGUAGAACCGUAACGAUUACUUUUAACGUAAAAGAUGUUUCGAGAUAGAAACGACUCUAGUCUACGGACAUUCGUAGAAUACAGGAAAAUCACGUCUGAUUCCAAGAAAUCGGAAUAGUGAUCGAUCUUUCCUUUCGAUGUCCACUGUUCACAAUAAUGAACGCAAAGGCCAGUGAAUACAAGAGAAAUUAAUGUAACAACAGCAGUGAGGUACUUACGUAGGUAAAGUGACUUAAUUUAAAUUGUCUUAAUUUAAAACGUGAGACAUCGUGCGAGCACAUUCCACAUAAGAAACAUGCUUGUUACCCAACCUCCAACAUUCCACGUUCGAAUAGUAAUCUGAUCGCAAACAACAUUAAAAAGCGAAGAAAAAUCGUUCUGCUGCAAAAGGAAAAAGAUUUUUUACGUUCAACUAAAUCAGUGCUAUAUUAUGCUAAUUAAUUUCAAUCUCCUAGUACUUGUAUCUCACUCUACUCUCCGAGUAUAUCGUUCAACUAUUCAUCGUAAUACCUCCAGUAUGUAUAAUAUGAAAUCCAUUUAUAAUUUCACCGUUUUGUUCAUUGAGUGCCUAACGUUAUCCUACAUUUGUAAAUAUCAUUAUUUUUAUGUAUUGUAUAACAAAAUAAGACCACAAGAGAUUUGUUGGUCUCUAAUCUGGCCAAACCAAGAGCCUAGGAGUAAAUUGUUGAAAAUAUGAA
This is a messenger RNA of Bombus pyrosoma, 9283 nucleotides long. RefSeq lists its product as uncharacterized. The record is from RefSeq and is a predicted model, not a curated record. NCBI's taxonomy places the organism in Eukaryota, Metazoa, Arthropoda, Insecta, Hymenoptera, Apidae. The transcript is spliced from 15 exons. The coding region runs from base 590 to 7714 and encodes 2374 amino acids.